Molecule: messenger RNA, 4174 nt
Organism: Vitis riparia (riverbank grape)
Lineage: Eukaryota; Viridiplantae; Streptophyta; Magnoliopsida; Vitales; Vitaceae
Product: histidine kinase 4
Exons: 11
Coding region: 646-3795 (1049 amino acids)
Biological process (GO): phosphorelay signal transduction system; phosphorylation
Molecular function (GO): phosphorelay sensor kinase activity
Source: RefSeq, a predicted model, not a curated record
UUGGUUCCAUUCAACUUGAACAGCAAUUGCCUUUUUAUCUCUCUCUCUAAAAAUCUCUCCACUUUUGUAUUUUGGAUGUGGUUUGUGCUUAGCUGGUGUUAAAAAUUUAAUGGAGUCAAUAUGGGGGUUUGAUUUUCCUUCCUUUGUUUGAUAAAUAAAGUAGAAAGUUAGAGACACAGCGAACGUGCUCUUCUUUGUCCUGACGCCUCAACUAAACUUCACGCUUUCAAGUAAAUAGUGCAUGAUUAGAGUUUUCUGUAAUAUUGUUUUUUUUUUUUUUAAUUCCUUUGCAAUCAAGGCCUCAAAGCAAAGGAAGGCUUGUAGGGAUGGAGAGACUUCUUGGAAUUUGAGCCUCUUGUCCAUCUUUUGAGAACUGCAACGCGCCAUGCUUGUUGUCUAAGUAGUGAGAGAUAUUUUCCUUCUGGAAUUCUGGGUUCUCUUCUCUCUGUCCGGUGUAGAAAUUUGGGGAGGCAGUUUUGGAGAGAGGAGAGAGAGGAAAGGGGGUAUCGGUUGUGUUCCCUUGGUUGUAUUUGUAGAAAUUUCGACAUUUCUUGGAAAUGUAGAAAUGUCUGUAUAGAGAGAAGGGGAUUUGGCUUCUCAUUCUUGUUUCUGGCUGAUAUUUGAAUCACGAAAAACAAUGCUAUAAUGAUAAUUUACUCCAAGUUUAGAGUGCCCUUUUGUUUCUACAGCAGGAAAAGUGGUUCUGAAACUUGGGGAUUUUCUAGUUCGGGCUUGAAGUGGGAAAAAGGGAGAGGGCGAGAAGCAGAGAAAGAAGCCUUCUUGAUGGGUCUGAAGAUGCAGAGCCACCACUCAGUGGCGGUGAGGUUGAACGAGCAGAUGGGUACCAAAAGAGGCUACACAUUUAUUCAAGCCAACAGGGCUUGGCUUCCAAAAUUUCUGGUGUUCUGGAUCAUGUUGAUGGCCGUUUUCAGUAACUUCGUCUACAAUAAAAUGGAUGCUGCUAACAAGGAGAGAAGGGAGGAAGUGCUUGUGAGCAUGUGUGAUCAGCGAGCGAGAAUGUUGCAAGAUCAAUUCAGCGUUAGUGUUAACCAUGUUCACGCCCUCGCCAUUCUCGUCUCCACCUUUCAUUAUUACAAAAACCCAUCUGCCAUUGACCAAGAAACUUUUGCUGAGUACACGGCGAGAACAGCUUUUGAGCGGCCUUUACUGAGUGGGGUGGCCUAUGCACAAAGAGUGGCUAAUUCAGAGAGGGAGAGAUUUGAGAAGCAACAUGGGUGGACUAUAAAGACAAUGAAGAGAGAGGCUUCGCCGAUUCGAGACGAGUAUGCACCUGUGAUAUUUUCUCAGGAAACUGUUUCCUACAUUGAAUCACUUGAUAUGAUGUCUGGCGAGGAGGAUCGGGAAAACAUUUUGAGGGCUAGGGCUACUGGGAAAGCCGUCUUGACAAGCCCCUUCAGGCUGCUUGGUUCUCAUCAUCUUGGCGUUGUGUUGACAUUCCCUGUUUACAAGUCCAAGCUUCCUCCCAACCCAACAGUGGAACAGCGCAUUGAAGCAACUGCAGGAUACCUUGGUGGAGCCUUUGAUGUGGAGUCCCUGGUGGAGAAUUUACUUGGGCAACUUGCUGGGAAUCAGGCAAUUUUGGUGAAUGUCUAUGAUGUAACUAAUUCUUCUGAUCCCUUGGUUAUGUAUGGACGCCAAUAUCAAGAUGUUGACAUGUCCCUUUUGCAUGAGAGCAAGCUUGACUUUGGAGAUCCAUUCAGGAAGCACCAAAUGAUAUGUAGAUAUCAUCAGAAGGAACCCACAUCAUGGACAAGCCUCACCACCGCAUUUCUAUUCUUUGUAAUCGGUUUAUUAGUAGGUUAUAUCUUGUAUGGUGCCGCAAUUCACAUUGUUAAAGUUGAGGACGAUUUCCAUGAAAUGCAGGAAUUAAAAGUCCGAGCAGAAGCUGCUGAUGUCGCCAAAUCCCAGUUUCUGGCUACUGUUUCUCAUGAAAUUAGGACACCCAUGAAUGGCAUCCUAGGAAUGCUUGCUCUGCUCCUAGAUACAGAUUUGAGUUCAACCCAGAGAGAUUAUGCUCAAACUGCUCAAGCCUGUGGAAAGGCACUAAUAACAUUAAUAAAUGAAGUUCUUGACCGGGCAAAAAUUGAAGCUGGAAAAUUAGAGCUCGAAGCAGUCCCCUUCAACCUUCGAUCCAUACUAGAUGAUGUCCUCUCUCUAUUUUCUGAGAAGUCUAGGCACAAAGGUCUUGAGCUGGCCGUGUUUGUUUCUGAUAAAGUUCCUGAAAUGGUUAUUGGGGAUCCUGGGAGAUUUCGACAGAUAAUUACAAAUCUUGUGGGCAACUCUGUUAAAUUUACUGAGCGAGGGCACAUAUUUGUUCAAGUCCAUUUAGCUGAACACACAAAGGCUCUAAUGGAUGCUAAAGCUGAGACAUGUUUGAAUGGAGGAUCAGAUGAAGGUUUAGUUUCGAAUGGUGGCAGUCAAUUUAGAACUUUAAGUGGUUGUGAAGCAGCUGAUGACCAGAACAGUUGGGAUAGAUUUAAGCAUUUAAUUUUUGAUGAAGAUUUGCGAUCUGAUACUUCAAAUAUAAUGACGGUCACCAGUGAAGCUUCUGAGAAAGUCGCUUUGAUGGUGUCUGUGGAGGAUACAGGAAUUGGGAUCCCUUUGCGUGCUCAGGGUCGAGUUUUCACACCCUUUAUGCAGGCAGACAGUUCAACCUCUAGAAAUUAUGGAGGAACUGGUAUUGGCCUGAGUAUCAGCAAGUGUUUGGUAGAGCUGAUGGGUGGUCAGAUAAAAUUCAUAAGUCGGCCUCAGAUUGGAAGCACAUUUUCGUUUACUGCCGACUUUGGGAGGUGUAAGAAAAAUGCACUUAGUGAUCUGAAGAAAAGUAAUUCAGAUGAUCUGCCUAUUGGUUUUAGAGGACUAAAAGCAAUUGUAGUUGAUGGAAGACCGGUUAGAGCUACUGUAACCAAGUACCAUCUGAAGAGACUUGGAAUCCUGGUUGAAGUUGCCAAUAGCAUCAAGAAGGCAGUUGCAAUAACCGGAAAAAAUGGUUCUCUGACAUCUGGAAGUGGAAAUCAGCCAGAUAUGAUUCUGGUUGAGAAGGAUUCAUGGAUUUCUGAGGAGGAUGCUGAUCUGAAUCUUCGGCUAUUGGACUGGAAACAGAAUAGACACACAUUGAAAUUACCUAAGAUGAUCCUUCUUGCAACCAAUAUUAGCAGUGCAGAGUUUGAUAAAGCAAAGGCAGCUGGCUUUGCAGAUACUGUGAUCAUGAAACCUUUGAGGGCUAGCAUGGUGGCAGCAUGUCUUCAACAAGUGCUAGGGUUGGGGAAGAAGAGGCAGCAAGGGAAAGACAUGCUUAAUGGAUCUGCUUUUCUUCAGAGCUUACUCUGUGGCAAAAAAAUAUUGGUUGUUGAUGACAAUAAGGUAAACCGCAGAGUGGCUGCAGGUGCACUCAAAAAGUUUGGGGCUGAUGUGGAGUGUGCUGAGAGUGGCAAAGCUGCAUUGCAAUUGCUUCAGUUACCACACAACUUUGAUGCUUGCUUCAUGGAUAUUCAGAUGCCAGAAAUGGAUGGGUUUGAAGCAACACGUCGAAUACGGCUGCUCGAGAGUAAGGCAAAUGAACAGAUGAAUGGAGGAUGCACCCCUGAGGGAGCUGCUACAAAAGGUGAGUGGCAUGUGCCAAUAUUAGCCAUGACAGCUGAUGUGAUUCACGCCACAUACGACAAGUGCCUGAAAUGUGGGAUGGAUGGCUAUGUCUCAAAGCCUUUUGAGGAAGAGAAUCUGUAUCAGGCGGUUGCGAAGUUCUUCAAAUCCAAACCCAUUUCAGAAUCGUAACUCGAUCCCCUCCAGUAAUUGCUGCAAUUAUAAAUUUGACAGUUUUGUGGGCUGCACAGUACCAACAAUUUUUCCACGCUCUGCUGGUGUGUUUUGGCUUAAGGGUGGUUCCCUUGGAUUUGUGUUUGUAGACCGGCAUUGAAUACUGGUUUGGGCAGUCAUUUCUAACCAACUUCAAUUUAACUUGAUAACCGUCGAGGUGUAUACUACAGAAUCCUCCGACCCCACUUGUGUAUAGAUGUUUAGAAGGGGUGGGAGUCACAGUGUAAAUCAGAUAUUCUUGUAUGCUUUCCUUGAAACUUAUAUUUUGGCGAGCUAGUCUCGAUACCUUCAUUUGUAUAAUUUUAUUUUAUACCAGACCUUUUGCUUCCCAUGAAAA